GCGAAACCCAUGAGUACCAGUUACCACUCGGUAGAAGAGAAAAAAGAGUCGGCCUGUUUUUUGAACCAAAGUGCUGCAUCUCUUUUUUAAAAAUUCCUUAGGAAUCCUGAAUUCAGAAGCUGUUGCUUAAUCCUCGAAAGGUUUGAGCUUUUUUCACAAGAGAAACUACCCUUAACCUUCUCUUGGUGAUAGCACCUCGACUCCGCAAGAGGUACCAUGGAAGUCAACGAAGAAGUCCCUGCAUCAACUUCUCCUGAAGAGGUUUCUGAUUUGGUCCCUGAUGGUCAAACUGUAGUUUCUGCUGUUAACGCUGCCCCAGUCCAACCAAUCCAACCAAUAGUUCCACCUGUGGUUGUGCCUCCUACCAUUGCUCCCAUUCCUCCUCCUCCUGUACUCCGCCCAUUGGCACCUCUCCCCGUUCGCCCUCCUGUUCUAAGGCCACCUGUUUCACAAAAUGGUGAGGUGAGAAUGAGUGACUCAGAUUCAGACCAUGAUGACUUGGGCCCAAACCGGACUGCAACUGGUUCAACUGGGGAGUAUGAGGUAUCAGAAGAGAGCAGAUUUAUAAGAGAGAGGCAGGAAAAGGCAAUUCAAGAGCUUUUAAUGAAGCGGCGAGCUAAAGCUCUAGCAGUUCCUACUAAUGACAUGGCUGUCCGAACACGUCUUCGCAAGCUUGGUGAACCUAUGACCCUUUUUGGAGAAAGAGAGAUGGAAAGACGUGAGAGGUUGCGGACAAUUAUGGUCAAACUAGAUGCUGAAGGGCAACUGGAAAAGCUGAUGAGAGCUCAUGAGGAGGAAGAGGCUGCAGCUUCUGCUCCAAAAGUGGAUGCUGAGGAAGAAUUUGUUGAGUACCCCUUUUAUACUGAAGGCACAAAAUCUCUCUUGGAUGCUAGAGUCAACAUUGCAAAGUACUCUCUUGCGAGGGCAGCUUUGCGUAUUCAACGUGCUCAGAGGAAAAGGGAUGAUCCAGAUGAAGAUGUGGAUGCUGAGAUGGAUUGGGCUCUGAAGCAAUCGGAGAAUUUGGUGCUUGACUGCAGUGAGAUUGGGGAUGACCGGCCACUCUGUGGUUGUUCAUUUUCACGGGAUGGAAAACUGCUUGCUACGUGCUCUUUAAGUGGAGUUGGUAAGUUGUGGAGCAUGCCUCAAGUGAAAAAGGUGUCUACGUUGAAGGGACACACAGAGCGAGCUACUGAUGUUACAUUCUCUCCUGUGCAUGACCAUCUUGCUACUGCCUCUGCUGACCGGACUGCAAAGUUGUGGAACACUGAAGGAUCUCUCUUGAGGACAUUUGAGGGCCAUCUAGACCGUCUUGCCCGCAUUUCUUUCCAUCCAUCAGGGAAGUACUUGGGCACUGCUAGCUUUGAUAAGACAUGGAGAUUAUGGGAUGUAGAUACUGGUGAGGAGUUGCUUCUUCAAGAAGGUCACAGUAGGAGCGUCUAUGGGAUAGCGUUCCACCAUGAUGGGUCAUUAGCAGCAUCUUGUGGACUUGAUUCACUUGCUCGUGUUUGGGACCUUCGAACAGGCAGAAGUAUUCUUGCCUUAGAAGGCCAUGUCAAGCCAGUUCUGGGAAUUAGCUUCUCUCCCAAUGGCUACCUUUUAGCCACUGGGGGUGAAGACAAUACCUGUCGAGUCUGGGAUCUGAGAAAGAAGAAAUCUUUGUAUACAAUCCCAGCGCAUUCCAACCUUAUUUCUGAAGUAAAAUUUGAGCCUCAGGAAGGAUAUUUCUUGGUAACUGCUUCCUAUGAUAUGACAGCUAAGAUUUGGUCAGCACGGGAUUUUAAGCCAGUGAAGACACUUGCUGGACAUGAAGCGAAAGUCACAUCUCUAGAUGUUGUUGGAGAUGGGCGUUACAUAGCAACCGUAUCACAUGAUCGGACGAUUAAACUGUGGUCUAGCAGUAGCAAUGAGAAGGAACACGCUAUGGAUGUUGACUAGGUUGCUGCAGAUGAUAAAUGCUGGUGGAUCCUAUUAUGGAGUUACACUUUGAAUUACGAGAGAUAUGCUUUAUGGAAAAUGAGAAGCUUUUGAUAUUGCCUCUUGUAUCAGUCAUACAUCAGAAGCAUUUUCCUGAGUUUGGUUUUAUUCACCUUUCUGUUUUCAAAUAGUGAUCAUACUAGGAUAAUUGGUUGCAAAUUAUUUUCAAAGGAACCAUGCUGACAGUCUGAUACUUUUUGUAACUUAUCUUCUCAGUUUUAGUCAUGAAAUCAUCGAGCAAGAAAAUAGCAGGAACCCUCUGCAGUGUUGAAACUUGAAAA
Molecule: messenger RNA, 2255 nt
Organism: Carya illinoinensis
Lineage: Eukaryota; Viridiplantae; Streptophyta; Magnoliopsida; Fagales; Juglandaceae
Product: U4/U6 small nuclear ribonucleoprotein PRP4-like protein
Exons: 6
Coding region: 217-1935 (572 amino acids)
Biological process (GO): mRNA splicing, via spliceosome
Cellular component (GO): U4/U6 x U5 tri-snRNP complex
Molecular function (GO): U6 snRNA binding; protein binding; U4 snRNA binding
Source: RefSeq, a predicted model, not a curated record